ACCAUUUGAGUCGGUUCGGAACGCGGAGCGCACGUCUGUCGCGAGCGCUCCCUAACAAAGCCUUACCUCCAGCGGUUUGCCGUCAUUGUCGCCAUAAUCCAACCGUGAAUUUGUUAUCCAAACCGUAACAUCAUCGUUUACAAUUAUUUUCAUGUAUUUUUUGUAAAGUGAACCAGUGAUAGUAAUGGCGAAUUGUCCAGUGAAAAUAUGAGACACUGAUCAACAAUGUUAAGUUACAUUUAUCUACAACUUGGAGAAAUGUAUCCGUGUUGAAAUAUUAAAACCUGUGUUGGAAGUUCAAAGUACGGCAAUGUACGCGAUGUCAACGACGUCAACUACGACGUCAGGUUCGCGGGCUGACCUGACGGCUACCACGGUGGAGCGACGGAUACGCGUUGUCCGCCUCCUGCGUCCGCGCAAGGCUGCACCUGCCUUUGGCUUCUCCCUUCGAGGCGGGCGAGAAUACGCUACAGGUUUCUUCAUCUCAAAAGUUGAGCUUAACUCCGAGGCUCAUCUUCAAGGAUUAAAGGUUGGCGAUCAAGUAGUAAGCGUAAAUGGUUACCGAGUGGACGAUGCGGUCCACGCGGAGCUGGUCCAUUACAUCACAUCGCAGUCUAGGCUAAAGAUCAAAGUUAGGCAUGUGGGGAUGGUUCCAAUCAAGGAAAAAGAGCAAGAAUCUUUGUCUUGGCAGUUCGUAUCAGAACAGGCGUCUCUCGCUUCGGACGUUUCCUCAUCACCAACUUUGUGUCACAACACUGAGCACUUGACGGACUUGCGUCUGUCUAUAUUAGUGCCACCACGAGCUAAACUUGGUUGCGGUAUUUGUAAAGGUCCUGAUUGGAAACCGGGAAUUUUUGUACAGUUCGUAAGAGAAGGUGGAAUUGCCCGAGAAGCUGGUUUGAGACCGGGUGAUCAAAUCUUAUCGUGCAACGGCCACGACUUUGCUAAUAUAUCUUUUAAUGAGGCUAUAUCAGCGAUGAAAGCGAGUGGUAGACUUGAACUCGUCAUCCGAGAAGGCACUGGGGCAGAGUUAGUGUCACCUGAGAGCUCUGGUUACAAUAGCUCCGCAUCUUCAGCUGCGGGCGAGCGAAGUCCGGCACCGGCCGCGCCCGUCAUACCCCUCGCACCACCGGCCGCCUUGCGACGACGGCUCGCAAGCGUAGCUGAAGAAGCCGCGGAUAGAGCGGACAGGUUGACGAUGAACAGAAUAAAACGAAGAACAUGGGACAGCUUAGACUUCGAUUGGAAGAACAAAGACAUUCAUAAUUUUGAUGCACCUUCUGACAUAGAGCCUGAUUAUGAUUGUCCCAGCAUACCAAAUAAUCCUCACACGUACGAAAGUAAGUCUCAUAUCAAAAGUAAAACUAUAACGGAAUAUGAACCAACGAAAGUAACAAGUCCAUUAAAUAGAACAAUUAUAAAUUUAACCGAAGAUGGCGCUACAAUACAAUGUAGUUACGAUAACAACACAACUAGGAAGAAUAUGUUUCCAACGACUCAAACAAUAAGAGACAAAGAUAAGAAAACUAUUGUAGUAGAAGUUCACCACAUGAAUACAACGACUUGUGCUAAGACGCAUUGCAAUUUUCCCCCACCUUUUGUAAAAGAAAUUGAUGCAGACUCUACCAGUAUAUCUAGUUCAGCCACAUUAUCGAGUGCCAUUGCUGAAGAAAUACAGAGAAGAAAAUUGAACAAGAAAACAACUCCAGAAAAGGAAACGAAUCCAAUACCAAUCAAGAAACCCAGCAUUCCAAAGGCUAUAGAUAACGACCAAAAAAAGCAUCACGACGCAUUAAUGGACGAAUUUAAGAAGGUUCACAGAAAAAUGUUUGCAAAUCAAGAUAUGGUGAACGGUGAUCUAAAUAAAGAAAAUCAGAUGGAAUGCUUGGAUCGACAAUCAACUCUACCGAUUAGGAAAGCUGAUCAAAUACCAAUGGAAUUAAUAAAUGAUAAACAACAAGAUAAACGAGAAUUAAUACAGAAACCCCCACCUCCUCCUCCUAUGCCUUUUACAAACGGACAACAAAAUGGUGACCAAAAAAAACCUGACGGCAACUCAGUAAAAUCGGAAGACCAUGACAUAAUUAAAAUCCCAAAUCUAAGAAAAGUUGGAACAUUAAAUAGGAUACCAAUAACAGAUUAUAACAACAAAACAGAUAUGCCAAUAAAAACACGAAAUUUAAAGGACGAUAAUGCUGAAGUCGAUUCACUAGAAUCAUACAAAUUAAAAAAUCCCAUAAACGUUGCGCCUAAGGUACCAUCUAAUUAUUUCAUUAAAGCACCAAAUGGGUCCACGACUAUGAAGAAACAUGCGCGACCAGUUUCAGUAACAAUAGGAGAAUAUGUCAACAAUAUUGGUAGGAAAGAACCGUCGAAACUAGAUUUUCUAAAUGGUAAUAAAUCUGAUACUCAUAGAACGGCGGGUGAUGAACCGAUUACUAGUAGACUUCAAUCAGAGUUAGCUCUUACAUUAUCUAGAUCGAAUUUACGUAAAAAGACUGAAGCUUUAGGUGAUGGAGGUCGAUAAAAACUGUUUUCUUAAACUAGAUGAAGAACAUUUUUUAACAAAGUAGUUAUGUGAUAAAUAUCGCCCUUAUCAUAUUUAUUUCCAAGAUAAAUCAUCGAAGUAAAUGAUAGAAUAGAAUAAUAUUUUUAUCGCGUGUGCUUGUGUUUGUUGUUCUGUUGCAACAGUGUUUAUAUCAAUUUUAAAAUUUUCAAUUAUUAUGUUAUGCCAAAACUAUGUAAACUAAAAUUAAAAUUGUAAUUAGUUUUGUUUAAGAAUAUAAUUGUAUUAAAUUUAAUAAUAAAAACGUA
This is a messenger RNA of Nymphalis io (European peacock), 2814 nucleotides long. RefSeq lists its product as uncharacterized. NCBI's taxonomy places the organism in Eukaryota, Metazoa, Arthropoda, Insecta, Lepidoptera, Nymphalidae. Gene Ontology annotation, molecular function: protein binding. The record is from RefSeq and is a predicted model, not a curated record. The transcript has 12 exons. Gene Ontology annotation, biological process: rhabdomere development. Gene Ontology annotation, cellular component: stereocilia ankle link complex; cilium; stereocilium tip. The coding region runs from base 311 to 2527 and encodes 738 amino acids.